Molecule: messenger RNA, 8307 nt
Organism: Heterocephalus glaber (naked mole-rat)
Lineage: Eukaryota; Metazoa; Chordata; Mammalia; Rodentia; Bathyergidae
Source: RefSeq, a predicted model, not a curated record
CUCGCUCCGCUCCGCAGGAGGCGUUAAGUGCGAUACGCGCUGGGGACUGGGGAUCAGGACCGAGCCCAAGUGUGCGGAGGGGACGCCGAGGGGGCGGGGCGGCUCGCAGGGUGGGGGCUCGGAGCCGGAUUCGAACCUGCUUUGCCGCAGGGAUGGGCCGGCGGGCUGUGUAGGACGCGUCACCAGCGUGGGACGCUGUGGGUCUGGGGGUCUGGGGCCCCUGCCCUUCACCUGUGGGACUCUGUGGGCACUGAAAUCCAGCUCAUCUAUGCCUGUUUCCUGUAAUGGACAAACUUGACGCUAAUGUGAGUUCCAAGGAGGGCUUUGGGUCAGUGGAGAAGGUCGUGCUGCUCACGUUUCUCUCGGCGGUCAUCCUGAUGGCCAUCCUGGGCAACCUGCUGGUGAUGGUGGCUGUGUGCAGGGAUAGGCAGCUCAGGAAAAUAAAAACCAAUUAUUUCAUUGUAUCUCUUGCCUUUGCUGAUCUGCUGGUUUCAGUGCUGGUGAUGCCCUUUGGGGCCAUUGAGCUGGUUCAAGACAUCUGGAUUUAUGGGGAGAUGUUUUGCCUUGUCCGGACAUCUCUGGACGUCCUGCUUACAACAGCAUCAAUUUUUCACCUGUGCUGCAUUUCUCUGGAUCGGUAUUAUGCCAUCUGCUGCCAGCCUUUGGUUUACAGGAAUAAGAUGACCCCUCUGCGUAUUGCAUUAAUGCUGGGAGGCUGCUGGGUCAUUCCCAUGUUCAUCUCUUUUCUCCCUAUAAUGCAAGGCUGGAAUAACAUUGGAAUAGUUGAUUUGAUAGAAAAAAGGAAGUUCAACCAGAACUCUAACUCUACGUACUGUAUCUUCAUGGUCAACAAGCCCUAUGCUAUCACCUGCUCAGUGGUGGCCUUCUACAUCCCAUUUCUCCUCAUGGUGCUGGCCUAUUAUCGCAUCUAUGUCACCGCUAAGGAGCAUGCUCACCAGAUCCAGAUGUUACAACGGGCAGGAGCCCCCUCAGAGGGCAGGCCCCAGCCAGCUGACCAGCAUAGCACUCAUCGCAUGAGGACAGAGACCAAAGCGGCCAAGACCCUGUGCAUCAUCAUGGGUUGCUUCUGCCUCUGCUGGGCUCCAUUCUUUGUCACCAACAUCGUGGAUCCUUUCAUAGACUACACUGUCCCCGGACAGCUGUGGACUGCUUUUCUCUGGCUUGGCUAUAUCAAUUCUGGGUUGAAUCCUUUUCUCUACGCCUUCUUGAAUAAGUCUUUUAGACGUGCCUUCCUCAUCAUCCUCUGCUGUGAUGAUGAACGCUACCGAAGACCUUCCAUUCUGGGCCAGACUGUCCCCUGUUCAACCACAACCAUUAAUGGAUCCACACAUGUACUAAGGUACACAGUUCUGCACAGUGGACAUCACCAGGAACUUGAGAAACUGCCCAUUCACAAUGACCCAGAGUCCCUUGAAUCGUGCUUCUGAUUGAGGAUGUGGCUCACCACCUUAGCUAUCCAUUCCCAUUCAUGUUUGCAUGAACAGGACAUCCUGGCACCACCAUCAGUGAGGCAUGAGGCACUUGGGCCAGAGGGCUUAUCAAAGGUACAUGGAGGACAGAGUUGGGCUCAACCCGAGGUCAGAGCAUCGAGGAUCUCACAGUCAUGAAGGGACUUCAGGCAUCUUCAGAUCCAGCCUCUCACCCAAAGUGGUUAUAGCACUUUUCAUUGCAUCCCUGAAAGUUAGUCAGUCUCUGCUUGCAUACCCCAAAAGACAAGAGCUCACCACCUUCAAAUGCACACCCUUCUAUUGUCAGGAAGUUUGAAUUGUAAGGUAGCUUUGUUCUUUGCUGGAACACAAGUCUGUUCCUUCUGCAGCUUCUGGCUGGGGCCAAACAUUUGGCUCCCUUCCUCCUGAGAACCCCCUGGUAUUCGAAGACAAUGAUCUGCCACCCACCCAACUCUCUUAUUCUUUUCCCUAAACUAAAAAUCUCCAAUUUCCUCUCUGUUCUGGUCAUCUUCUUCUGGGUGUGCUCUCUUAAUGAAUUAGGAUGAUGUCAAUGCCAAGAAGCAAUGAAGUACUAAAAAAGGAAACAUCAAGAUUCUUGGUUUAUAGCUAUGAGCACUUUUCUUUUUUCUUUUCUUUUUUCCCUCUUGAGGAUAGACUUUGGAGACUCUGCCUAGAUUUUAGUUUUGCCAAAAGGCAUCUUUACAGCCUUGUGUGUGUGUGUGUGUGUGUGUGUGUGUGUGUGUGUGAAGCUGCAAUUUGUUCAGUAGCCUACUGGCAAGAGAAUCAUUUGGUCUUUUUUUUUCCAGCACUGGGGAUCGAACUCAGGACCUUGUGCUUGUGAGGCAGGUGCAGUGCCACUGAGCUCAAUUCCCGGCCCAAGGAUCAUUUGGAGGAAUACUGAUGCAUUUCCCUCCCAUGACCAUGGGGAAAGGACCCUUUCCUGAGAAUGUUCAUUGAGAAUGCUCUUAUAAUGGGAAGUUGGGGAUGGAAACUGAAUUGCUGUUAUGGGAUGCCUGUCGGGGGGCCAUUCAGCGCUUAUACUGAGCAGCACUGUGCCAGGCAGGACUGUUCUCUGCUUUGGGCAAAGACAUAACCACAGACUUUGUUUUGGGGGAAAUGUCAUUGGCCCCUUGCUGUGCAGCUCCUCUUCAUACAUCUCAUUCCCUCUGAUCUCCUAAGAAGAUAAGUCCCAAUAUCAAAGCUAUUAUCACCCAAGUUUAUUUAUUUUGUGCAAAUUAUCCCCCCCCCCAGCUCCAAGUUGAGCCUCUGGGAGCACUUUUUUCUGACAAAAACUCAACUGAAAAGAUGACUUUCUGGUCCUUGGAGUGAAAUAAAGGGAGCUGGAAGAUAAGUGGGGCUCUGAUGCUUGGGCAGCACUCACCACGAGAUAAAGACCUGCCGGAAGUUCAGGCCUCAGCUCUCCUUCCCCUUUUACUUAGUCUGUUGAUCCUGCUUUUUCCUCAGCGAUCUCAGAGGCCACAGUUGCCUCCUUAAUCCCCAUUCCAUCCAUGAGGUCAGGGCCAUCCUUCUUCUUUUCAUCCUCAGGUGUGGUGUGAAGGGACAAUCGGGUCCCAAGGAGAAUGAGAGUGAGCCAGUGUCUGGCGAGUGCCUGAAGUCCCAUGUCCUAGGACAUCCACUGUCCUGGGCACACUAAGGGUGGCUUGUCACCACACAGACAGAACCCUCCCUGUUCUGAGGACCCCUGCUCAGAUUUCACUCCCUUUCUUCUCUUUUUCAUGCAGAAGGCAGAGAAUAAGGACUUUGGAGGCCCAGUGUUCUCCAUGUGCUCUCUGAAUGUAGUCUCUGCUCUCCUCCAAGCAUACAGCACUCCUUAGGGCAGGGCUAAGGCAGAGAUAAAAACCAGGGUACAGUCAGGAGGAAUGUGUUUAGGGUUCUGACGCAGCUGGAAGACUCUGUCUAGUGCCCCAUGUUGAGAGGCUCUACUUUUUAAUUCAGGUAUGUGCCACUCAUGCAUAUUAUAUAUACAGUAGGGUUUCAUCCUAUGAAAUGCUUCUCUUCUCAGGAGCUUAGCAAGCAUACCUGUUUAUAUAAUAUUUUACUUCUCAGUGGCAAAUCUCCCAUACCGAAUGGCAACUCAGUAGAGAUCCAAAGACUAAAGCAUGGGUGGCAAAAUGAAACCUCACCCUCUCCCAGGACUCUUCCUGACUCAGUGGACGUGCUUCUGGGAACUGGGUCAUGAUCAGUGCUUUUAGAGGUUACAGACGCAUUGGACUAGAAAAGGACAGCAAUUCCAGAUAUAGUAACAUUCUUCAUUGUCAAGAGAGCGGUCACCUUUGUGGAAGAGAGGUUCAUAAGCAUGCUUUGCUGUCUCUUUGUACUAGGACUGGAAUGACACUGUGAUAAACCAAACACCCUCAUUGGAGAUUCACGGGACAGGACCAGAUUUGUCCUGUCUGUGCAGCUGCUAGCCUGGUAGUAGUUAAAACUGUGUCUUUCCAAAAUCCAACCUGUGUGUGGAAGACUCAGAAGGAAGAGACUUCUAGCUUUCUAAGGUGGGAGGAAACCGAUACCUUGUCCUCUUACUAAGAAGAUCCUCCUCUUCAACACCAAGCUGGAAGUUUCAAGAAGAGUUGGCCCAGGGCCAAGCGGGGUGUGGGCCCAGCAGCAUCUGCAGAUCAGCUCGGCAAUUGUUGGAGUGAUGGAUGCUGCAGCCAGACUGUGUCCAUACCUGGUCAAGAGGUGAAUCACUGUGCUUCUUCUCCAUCUGCUCCGGCCCAAGGGACUGUCCAGCCCCAAGACUCCCAUUCCAACCCUCACCAUUAGCAGCUAGGAAGCAAGAGAAAUAAACCCACUCCUUCUUUGGACACCCAAGGAUGUGUUUGUAAAAAACCUUUCUUUCUAGGAUUUUACCAACUCACCAACAUCUUCACUUCAUGCUCUUAACUUGCUCUGUCCUGAAGCAAAUUGCUGUCUAGCUGGGGAAUGUGGGUGGGCAUGGGGGGGGGCAGGAGUGAGUUAACUAAUUUGCUUUUAAUAUUGUCAAGUGAAAACAAAAUAAUAAUGUCUUCUUGGUGCUGUGUUGUCUACCCAUUUAUCUCUUUGGUACUAUACUUCUCUUUGGUGAGAGAUCAGAGUUAUUUUUCUCUUUUUCUCUAUUACUCUGCUUUGAUGUGGUAUAAAUCUUUCUUGUAACACUCCACCUAGGAGGAAAACAAAGACUAAUGGAUUUACCUCUCUCCACCAAAAUUCACACUCUGACUUCUACCACUGAGGCUUUUUGGUUUGAAUUGAAGCAAUAUAGGGAUGGAUUUGAAGGCCUGGAUAUGAGACAGCAUGUUGUGUUGGGCCUUAACCAGCAAAUUUGCUUCAUUUGUCUCGUUUACAAAAAAGGGACCACCACUGAGAUACUGGAGUCAUUCAUUGUGAGUGUUCCAGCAUGGGUCACCAUUACUUUUUCCAAAUUUGUGUUCUGCCUAUAGUGUUAGUUACUUAAAAUCUUUACUUAAGUCAAUAUAAGUUUUCAUUUAAGAUAAAUUUUAGAAGGAAACAUCAUAUUGUUGUCCAAAAUAGAAAAUUAAUUUUAUUUACCAUAAAUGGAAAGCAGCCACAGAGAUAAACAAGAACAAAACAAGGUUAUUAAGUUCUAACUCAGCACUUGGUUUCUGUGGAAUGUCAGGAACUAUUAGUGGCACCGGUCACCCCUGUAGGACUCUGUAGCUAAUUGGAAGAGUUUAAAGGAAAUUUAUGGGAGAAAUAAACUUCAGAAGUUCAUAGGAUUUAACUACAAGAAUCAUUUUACACUUCUAGAAACAGAGAGAGAAGGAGAGACUGCUUAAAUUUUGAACAACUGCUAUAGUCGACCUGAUUAUACAUCUCCUUCCUUUCACUUGUUCUUUCAGCUCUUCUCAGAAUGUAUCUUACUUAAUAAAGAUACAGCAACAAUAAAGGAAGCUAACAUUUAAUGAGCUUCUUUCUGCUAGGUACUGUCGUUAAGUGAUGUAUGUGGGUGGAUUAUCUCAUGUAAUUCCACAAGCAGUCUCAUAAAAUUCUCUGAUUAUAAAACAGGUACCAAAAUGACCCCCACUUUACAGAUGAGCAAACUGCUCAGCUGAGAUAUCUGGUGACUGGGCCAAGGUGAAAGACCUGUGAAGUGUGGGUUUGGAAUGCAAAUGAUUCGGAAGACCCAGUCUUCAAUAUGCCCAGUGGUGUUUAGUAUUGAGAUUCUUUUACUUAACAUUCACACGUGGACCCUCUGCAAGGAGAGAACACAUGUUAUCUUUCCUCAUGUUGCCCAGGUAUUGCCCAGGUGUUUUCCCUUCUGCGUCUGUGUGGGACCUGGAGAGAGACUCCAUGCAUGCCCCUUCCAGUCUGAACUCCACCCCUGUCUUGCUCUCUUGUCUUCUUUUCUGAGCCCCAAUCUCCAUAUUUAAAUAAUGAAGGCAUUCAGGUUGAGAUAGAUCAGCAGGAAAGAGGAAAGACCCUUGGUACUGAUCUUGCUCAGUCUUUCUAGUAUUCAGCAACCUUGGUUAGUGAAUAACCAACAACAGACUGUGAGAACCAGAUGUGUGAGCCAAAGAAAGCACAGGCCCAGUGUGUUCCAUCAUGGAAGGCUGCUCAUGCCAGGAGCACCCUCGCAAGAAGACUCUGUGAAUUCUCAGUGUUUCUCGGUGGGAACACUAUUUGGAUGUGAUUUCACCAGUCCCAGUAAGUACUGACUCAACCCUGUAGAAACUUUAGUUUCUCUACCCUUUCACAAGAUCUCUGAGCCUCUUGUGGGGAGGGAUUGUUGAUUUCAUUUUAUAGAAGAAAAAGGCUGCCAGGGAAAGUCAUUUGUCCAAGCACAUACAGCUUCCUUGAAUGGGGCAGAAGGCACCAUGAAAAAUACUUCAGUCCUUCCAUUCAAAAAAAGCGCCUUCUUCUUCCUCUUCUUUAAACUUAUUUUUAAAUAUACAAAUUAUACAUUUUAGGAUAUAUAAAUUAUAGUUUACACAAAUGCAAAACAUUCCCAGUAUAACUUCCAGUUACAUACAUACAGCAAAAUACCCCUUGAGGCUAACUCAGUCCUUCUCUCUUUCCCAGAAAUAAUUGCUCUUGUCACUUGAUUUAUGAUUCAAGAAUUUUUUUCUAGGCAUUAUGUAAAAUGCCUACACAUAAAGACAUAUGGUCUCGUUUUAUUCUUAUAUAUCAAUGAUGCUGUGUAUAAUCUGUAGCUUGCCUUUUCAAAUUACCCUAAACAUCAUUCCCCACCAACACAAAUCAUUGUAUGCAUGUCAUAUUAUAAACAUUGUAUAAUUUGCAAUUUUUACAUUUUAUUAUUAUGUUUUAAUAUUUUAGCUGCAUCUUGUGUCUGUGGGGCAGCCCAGGCCUGACAGAAAACCAUGAGCGUCCAUUUUUGGGGGGAAUGCACUAACCAUGUGAAAUGGUCAGCUCUCUGGAGUGGUUGCAAGUUUCAGGGGCAGCAGCUCUGACCUGGCAGCUCCCCUGUUGAGGAAGGUUCACCCUCACUGGGCCUCACUCACCCUCUACCCACCCUGAGAGACAGACAUUCCCCAAGUUGCGUAAGCUUUGAAAUCAGACUGAUGACAUCCUGCUUCCACUCAUUUUUAGAUGGAUGCUUUUCAGAGUUUAGUCUACUAAACCCUAGCUUACUCCACAGUAAAGUGGGGGACACACUGGUCAUACAGGCCUGAACAUUCCUCUGAGGAGCUACAGAAAACACUUUCAAAAAAGCCAGCAUUCAUACCGUUAUUAUUGCCUUUUUAUGGCCUCACAAUUCUGCUUCCUACCAUCCAGGCUGGGAUUUGAUCUGAGGGACAAAUUAUGGGAAGAUUAAUUCAAAAAAAUCCCCACCUUUUAUAACAAGGAGAAUUAUGGAAGAAAUACUAUGAGGUAUGAUAAAAAUGUAAGGUGAAUAUUUAAAUUUAAAACUUACAGUAAACACACAUUACCAUUAAUUCUCGAAAUAUUCCCCUUUGCUUUGGAAACACUUAUCUCAUCAUUCUUGCCAAUAUCUGAAGCAGUUCUGGACAUUCUUUCAUUACUGUCUUACGAGGUGUGAUGAAAAAUAUGGUGAAUGCUGCUGUCCAGUGUCAUCCAGCAGAAAGGUGGGCUCAUGAAAACAUCAAUGUGUCCUCAUCCACCUUACUCACCACCUCAGGAUCUGUGUGACUUCUGGCUCCUCCCCAAAGUCAGAAUGACUAUGAAAGGUAAACUAUUUGAUGCAGGAUAUGGAAGCAGCCACAGCAGUGCAACUAAAGACAUUCAUGAGAGAGGACUUCCAGAAUUGCUUCAGAAUGUGGCAAGAAUGAUGGGAUAAGUGGGUUCAAAGUGGAAUAUUUUGAGGGGGCUAAGUGGCAGGGUAUCUUUUACUAUACAUUUUAAAAAAUAUAAACAGUGUAUUUUCCAUUAACACCUUGAACCUCCAUUUGCACUGCAUUGUCCAGUUUACUAUAAUUUUGUCACUGUCAUAUUAGUUGUCACCAUCUUCAGAUGAGGGAAUUGAGGCUCCAAGUUAGGGUGAUGUCUCUUGAUCACCCAGCAAUUGUAUGAAGAUGUCAGAAUCUGAACCGAGGUCUUUUGAUUCUAUAUAUGAAGCCAGUCCAACUGUGGUGCCAGCUGUUAUUCGGGGAAAGCAUUAGUCCUACACCUAGCAGCAUGAUAUUCAAGAUUCACUCUGUUAGUGAUGCUAAUGUAGUCAUAAAUUAUCUAUGAAAUAUUUCUAAAGGCCUUUUUAACACAUGGUUGACAAACUUGUGGUCUAACUGAAUGGACAAAUAGGUCGAGAAAGUUCCCUGUGGCAGGUGUAGGCCAACUGGGGCAGAUGUGGUAUGUUCAGCCUUCAGGAUGGUUUCUACUUUAUAAUGUCUGGGAAAAAAGU